This is a messenger RNA of Cladophialophora yegresii CBS 114405, 978 nucleotides long. RefSeq names its product serine/threonine-protein phosphatase PP2A catalytic subunit. NCBI's taxonomy places the organism in Eukaryota, Fungi, Ascomycota, Eurotiomycetes, Chaetothyriales, Herpotrichiellaceae. Gene Ontology annotation, cellular component: cytosol. The coding region runs from base 1 to 978 and encodes 325 amino acids. Gene Ontology annotation, molecular function: protein serine/threonine phosphatase activity. Gene Ontology annotation, biological process: peptidyl-serine dephosphorylation; mitotic cell cycle. The record is from RefSeq and is a predicted model, not a curated record. The transcript has 5 exons.
AUGGAUGUUGACGUCGGCAAGCCGGCCCAGCCUCAUGGCCUGUCUCCCGCUACAGAUGCCCAAUCAAUACCAACGUUGGACGGCUGGAUAGAGAGCUUGAUGGACUGCAAACAAUUGUCAGAGGCUGAUGUGUCGAGGCUUUGCGAUAGGGCAAGAGAAGUUCUUCAGGAGGAGUCAAAUGUACAGCCAGUGAAAUGCCCUGUCACAGUCUGCGGUGACAUCCACGGGCAGUUCCACGACCUGAUGGAACUGUUUCGCAUUGGCGGGCCGAAUCCUGACACGAACUACCUCUUUAUGGGUGAUUAUGUGGACCGUGGCUACUACUCGGUCGAGACCGUGACUCUGCUCGUCGCCCUCAAGAUCCGCUACCCUCAAAGAAUCACCAUUCUCCGUGGAAACCACGAAUCCCGACAGAUCACCCAAGUCUACGGCUUCUACGAUGAAUGCCUGAGGAAAUAUGGCAACGCCAACGUCUGGAAGUACUUCACAGACCUCUUCGACUACCUGCCUCUCACAGCCUUGAUCGACAACCAAAUCUUCUGCCUCCACGGCGGCCUCUCCCCUAGCAUUGACACGCUCGACAACAUCCGCUCUCUGGACAGAAUUCAAGAAGUGCCGCAUGAAGGACCCAUGUGUGACUUGCUAUGGUCUGACCCUGACGACCGGUGUGGAUGGGGAAUCAGCCCCAGAGGUGCAGGGUACACCUUUGGUCAGGACAUCUCCGAGGCUUUCAACCACAACAAUGGGUUGACACUCGUGGCCCGAGCCCAUCAGUUGGUCAUGGAGGGCUACAAUUGGAGUCAAGAUCGAAACGUGGUGACCAUUUUCAGUGCGCCCAACUACUGCUACAGAUGCGGUAAUCAGGCGGCCAUCAUGGAGAUUGACGAGCAUCUGAAAUAUACCUUCUUGCAAUUCGACCCAUGUCCCAGGGCUGGGGAGCCUAUGGUCAGCCGCAGGACGCCAGACUACUUCCUCUAA